Seriola aureovittata is the source of this 3214-nucleotide messenger RNA. It is a transcript of the gene coasy, whose product is annotated as CoA synthase. The record is from RefSeq and is a predicted model, not a curated record. The transcript has 10 exons. Gene Ontology annotation, biological process: coenzyme A biosynthetic process. Gene Ontology annotation, molecular function: dephospho-CoA kinase activity; ATP binding. NCBI's taxonomy places the organism in Eukaryota, Metazoa, Chordata, Actinopteri, Carangiformes, Carangidae. Bases 235 to 1911 code for a protein of 558 amino acids.
GUGGCUGCUUAGCUAUUUGGACUGGAGUGGACUGGAUAAGACAGUUCCUCGUUGAAGAUUAUCAGGAAAACGCUCUGUUCAGUAGUUAUGCGUGCAGUUCUGCGUCCAUACUGCACGAUUCAGCCGUUAUUCACAUCGCUUUAGAUUUGCUCGGUGCAGUGUUUUCCCAUCCCCUGACUGUAACUUCUCAGAUACUGUGACAGCUGUGAAUUCCCUGUGAUAUCAGCCAGUAACAUGUCCAUGUUCAGCACGGGCAUCCUUGUGCUGACGUCUCCUCUACACACUCUCCCCCUGCGCAUCGCUCCAGUGCUCAGCUCAGCCGCUCAGCUUGUAGAGCGCACACUGUACGUCCACCUCCACCCCGGGCUGAACCUGGGAAGUGGGAGCCAGCCUCGACCAGUUUUCAUCCCACCAGUAGUGGACCUGUCGACGCUCAUCACCCGCCUUUACAGCAAUGCAGCGGAUAUAUGCGGGCACCUGGAUAUUCGGGUUUUGUUGACCAAUGUUCGCACUCAGUCAGCUGCUGGCAGUGGGGCCACGAUACCAAACUGCCCCUUCCCCACUCCACAGCCUCUGUCUCACUCCCCGGAGGUGGUACUAACAGACUUUCCUCUACAGGACCCAGGUCAGUCCCAUCAGGUCACCCAGUGUCUGCAGAAGUACACCGGCCACUGCUACGUCUGUAGCCCCAGCCUGCCAUCAGUGCUGCUUCACCCACAGCUAAUGAGGCUGCAGGAGAAGGAGGAAGGGCUGCAAGAGCCUGAAGAAAAGGAAGAACCUUUGGAAACUUACAGUCAUGUGGUGGUAGGGGGGACGUUCGACCGACUCCAUGGGGCCCACAAGACGCUGCUCAACAUCUCAUGUUUGUUAGCCAAUAGAAGGUUCCUUAUUGGCGUGUGUGACCAAGCGAUGCUAAAAAAAAAAGUGCUAAAGGAGCUGAUCGAGCCCUACUCCCUGCGGGUCCAGACUCUGCGCGAGUUCCUGCAAGAUAUCAAACCGUCACUACAGGUGGAGAUCGUGCCCCUUGACGACCCCUUUGGAGUGUCUGUGGUUGACCCCCUGCUGCAGUGCAUUGUGGUUAGCGAGGAGACCAGAAAGGGAGGGGAGGCUGUGAACAAGAAGCGCAUUGAGAAUGGCCUUCCAGUUCUUGUUCUUCAUGAGAUCCAGUUGCUUAAAGACGCCCACCACACUGAGACAGAGGAAGAGAAGAUCAGCUCCUCUAGUCUUCGCUCUCGACUCCUUGGCACCCUCCUUACCCCGGCUAAAGACACAUCUCAUCUCCCUCCCGUUCCAUACGUGAUUGGCCUGACAGGAGGCAGCGGCAGCGGAAAGAGCUCCAUUGCCAAGCAGCUGGAGGCUUUGGGAGCAGUCCGGAUUGACUGUGACAAGCUGGGCCAUGAGGUGUAUCAGCCGGGCACAGCCGCCUAUCACAGAGUGGUUGAAGAAUUUGGGUCAGAUAUUCUGAAUGAAGACAAUACUAUAAACAGACGAGCAUUAGGAAAGAAAGUUUUUGGAGACCAGGAGAGGUUAAAAGCCCUAACAAAUAUUGUAUGGCCUGAGAUCGCACUUCUGGUGAAGAACACAAUCAGGCAAUCCGGAGAGGAAGGUAAACAGGUUUGCGUGGUGGAUGCAGCAGUUCUCCUGGAGGCCGGCUGGACAGACAUGGUCCAUGAGGUCUGGGUCACCGUCAUCCCAGAGGACGAGGCGGUGUCAAGGAUAACGGAGAGAGACGGUGUGAGCACAGAUGAUGCCCUGCGCAGGCUGCACAGCCAGUGGUCAAACACUAAGCAAGUAGAGCACGCCAACGUAGUGCUCAGCACGCUGUGGGAACCAGAGGUCACUCGGAAACAGGUAUUGAAAGCUUGGAAUCUUCUUCAGAAGAGAAUCCAACAGAGGCAAGACACACAGUAGGAACAUGUGUGGGUCACUAUAUCAUCUUAGUUGUGAUCCAUACAUGCAAAAGCAUGUGUCAAGCACCAGGGACAUGUGUACACAAACAACUGAUCCACACAAGAAAUUGCUGCCUUAGAAAGAAGUGAGUGUGGCCAUUGUGCCUUCACAGCAAGCCCAACAUGCUCCCUCACAUCUUUGACCAAGACUCAGUGCCUAAUUGACUUUCCACAGGUUUUUAACUGUAGUUUUUAUUUUAAGGAUGUUCAGAUGAAAGAUGGAUGAAUGAGGAAAAGCAAAACUAAUCCCGUACACAGGACGAUUUUGCUAUUUGGGAUUAAUUAUCUAAAGUGUUAUCUUGUCCUAUGAAUUGUAGGUCUGUUUUCAUCCAAAGUUGUUUUUUGUUUUUUUUUCAUAAAUGUCACACAUUUAGUACUAAAUAAUUCAAGACCAAACUUCUGCAAAUCCAAUAUUUUAGUUACCUUGUCAGCUGAUGACACCUUACAAGUUCUGUCCUCUUUUCAUGGAUUGUAAGGAUAAUUACUAUGAAUGUAGUUUAGAAAAGGAACUAAUGUUAAGGGAAAGGUAGAAUUAAAUGGUAUGUUUAUCCUUGUGGUUUCAUGGUUUUGGAGAAUUUAUAAAUUAACAAAGUACAUUGUAUUGUAGAAAUAUGUGCAAAAGAUUGACAGUACUAUAAAAAAAAAUCCUAGUGCAGCUGCCACAUUGAAUGCGGGUAAAUAAAAACACUGGGCACUAAAAGAGAUCAUGAAACUGAAAGGACCGGUACAUUGACAAUUAAAGAUAAGCACCUAAAAUACAGUAAAUUGAUUUUAGUCAUUUGGAUAGAUUAUGGAAAACCCCAUACUGUAGUAAGCUAGUGAAUGUGGCCAGUAGACAAAAUAGAUGGUGAUGGGCAUUGAAAUUAAAGCAGUCAUGUAUAAAUGAAAUGUGAUGGAAGUUUUUAAAUUGUAAUCCAUGAAAAUGUACUGCCUACCUUGUGAUUCGCCAGUUGUCACAUGAUCAGCCUCCUACAUGAGCUCUCCAUAAUAUCUGAAUAGUAAGCCAAUGUGUUUGGCUUAUGGAAGAUUCAGUGUUGUCAUAACCCACAAUAAAAUUAUAAAUUACCCUUUACAUAACAAGAAAAAUGUUUUUUGCAGUCAUAUCUUCAAUAUUAAAUACAUGUCCAAUUAAGUGUCAGUUGGUCUUACAGUUGUUACAGUGAGAAAUUUCAAGUGUCUUUAAUUUAAUUGUCUUGCAUGUAACCUGCAAACUCAGUGGAAUGCUUUAUGGAUUGGUACAGAACAAUAAACAAGAUAUUUUCAAA